CACGCAAAGAAACAAAGAGUCCUAGGCUCAAACGGACAUCCAAGUCCCGCUAGGCUGGUGGUGGCCUUGGUCAAAGUGGCACCUCACAAAUGGGAUGUUCUUAGUAGAAAAUCCCCAGAUGGGAAUGAAAGGUUCUCCAAAUGGACCAGAUCUAGUGGCCUUGGUGUGCAAGCCUGGCAGUUUACCACAAGUGCUGGCAGAGGAGUUCCAAAGUCCCAGAUGCUACUUUUCUGCUUCCUGAUAUUAAUUCCUUGAUCUGGAAGUCCAGAGUGGUCGAGAUAGCAGAAGAGAGGAAUGUCCUUCAGACACACACCUCAUGGACACAGUCCUCUGAACCCAGAAGCCCACUGCCUUUAACAACAAACACAUACAGAAACAUUUCCCUUGACCCGUGGCAGAAGCCAGGAUGGAAACUUCAACCAGCGCAAAGGACCAUGACGUGACCACAGAAUACGACUAUGGGGACCAGAUCCUGCAUGACCCGGUAGAAGAGAGGAUCUCUGGGGCCCAGCUGCUGCCCCCCUUGUACUCGGUGGUGUUUGUCAUUGGCCUGAUCAGCAACAUCCUAAUGUUCCUGGUCCUCAUGCAAUACAAGAGGCUCAAAGAGAUAUCUUUGAGAUGGGAAUGGCAACCCGGUCGAGAAAUCUUCUGUGGAAAAUCCUAUAGAUGGAGGAUAUCUAUCAUCUACCUCCUCAACCUGGCCAUUUCUGACCUCAUCUUCCUCUUCACGCUGCCCUUCUGGAUCGACUACAAGGUGAAGGACGACUGGGUUUGUGACGCCAUGUGUAAGUUGGUCUCUGGGUUCUUUUUCUUGGGCUUGUACAGCGAGAUCUUCUUCAUCAUCCUGCUGACCAUCAACAGGUACCUGGCUAUCGUCUACUCCCUGUCUAAACUUCGGUGUUGGUACGUUACCUCUGGUACUAUCACCUGCAUUGUCACCUGGGUCCUGGCCAUCUUGGCUUCUGUCCCCAGCUUUUAUUUUUCCAAGACCCAGUGGUGGUUCACCCACUACACCUGCAGUCUUCAUUUUCCUGCUGAAAGCCAUGGAAGAAAGUGGAAGCAGUUCCUGGCUCUGAAACUGAACAUCUUGGGGCUGAUAUUGCCUCUGUUGAUCAUCAUUGUCUGCUAUAGACAGAUUAUAAAGAUUAUGCUGAGAAUAUCAAAUAAGAAGAGGGUCAAAGCCAUGCAUCUGAAUUUUGUCAUCAUGAUCACCUUCUUUCUCUUUUGGACGCCCUACGAUCUGACUGUGUUUGUUUCUGCUUUCCAAGAUUCCCUGUGUGAGCACUGCAGCCAGCUGGACUUGGCCAUUGAAGUGACAGAGGCGAUUGCCUAUGCGCACUGCUGCGUCAACCCCAUGGUCUAUGUCUUUUCCGGGGGGUCCCGCAGGGUUCUAUGGGACUUGCUCUAUCAGCUGACUAAGUGUCGCUGCUUCCUGCAAGAGGUAGGAGAGGGUCAACUCCAUGUCCGUUACACAGGCAAUGAAGAACGCUGUUCUGUGCUCAGACUCAGGCCCCUCAUUUCCAUCGAGGCCCCAAGAAGCAUAAGCUGCUAGCAUGCUGACUGGGGAGGAGGCAGCUUGGGUCUCCCAGCCAGAUUCUGACACCUGACCUGGAACUAUAGCCACAUGGGGUUGAGGGAGCUCCAAGGUGUUCUACAAAAUCACCAUUAAGGUUUGAUUUUUCUCCAUGAACUUCUCUUUGGUGGAAAAUGAGAUGAACAGAUGAGAUGGUGGAAAUGAAUAAAUAAAGUGGAACAUCCCAGAAGACUGGGUCAAAGGAUGACAGAGAAGGGCUUGGUACCAAAGAGAAGUUCAGAUUGUUGAACAGUAGCAUUUGUAAACCAGUCACUGAGCAUCUGCUACCCUCACCCCCAAGACCAGUGAUCUUGCAAAUGGGGAUUUCCAUAGCUGCCUCCACUCUGAGCAGAGAAGCCAAGCAGGAGCCGGCAGCCACCUCUCACCUCCCCACCCCCACUCCCAGAGCAGCAUUUAGGCUCUUGGAAACCCUGAGGAAUCUAGAACUCCUGAUGGAAGAACUUGACACCUAAUAGGAAAUAGGAUUGGGGAACUGCUGUUGGCAGUGAAGCUAAGAAAGCCCUUGGAUGGAAUUUUUAUAGUCACUAAAGUCAACAAAUGCAGGCAGUGGGGUAGACACAGACAAAAUGUAUAAACUGCUGUACUUCUUGAAAUUGCCACGGAACAGAGGUAGUCAUUACUUCCUUUUACCAUUCCUGUCUCCUGAAUAUUUUUCAGAAUCUCCCUUCCCUGUCAGUUGAGGGAUGCAGCAGGAAUUUCUGACAGCUUUACUGCAGAAAUUAUUACCAGGCAAAAGGAGACAAGGUUGAUUUUCUUCCUCUGGACCUCCACCCAGACCUUACAGUUGUAUGGAUCAGAGUUCUGGCUGCCACCUUGGACUGAUCAGCAGGACAGUGACCUGGUGUGCAGGGUUUGAGGCUGGCAGGGAGGGCAACAUCUACCAGGAGGGGUGGGCACUCUGUCAGUGUAGGAAGUCGAGGACCACUUAACUUUCAUUUACCCUAAAGGUCCUUAACAUCUCCGCUCUCACCUGAAUUGAGAUAGGACCUCUUGUGCAUCGUGCCUUUCUUCCUUUUUCCCUUAGAUGUAUAUUUCUCUAAAAAUGAUUUUCCCAGUUAUAAAAAUUGUUUCCAGAAAAGUUUAAAAUCACAAAAGGAGAAAAAACAAACUUCAAAAUUAUUCAUAAUCCCCUACCCAGAGGCAGCACUCUACAUUCUUUGAUGGGUUAAUAUUUUCUUUUCGUUUUCUCGCUUCUGUACAUGUUUAUGUUUACAAAUAAGAUGAACUUCAGCUGUAAUUAUUCUUCUACUGUUGUUUAAGUAGCAGUGUGUGGGGGUCACUUUUCCAGGCAAUAAAUCAUUUCAAAGCA
This is a messenger RNA of Capra hircus (goat), 2903 nucleotides long. RefSeq names its product C-C chemokine receptor type 1. Gene Ontology annotation, biological process: immune response; chemotaxis; inflammatory response. Lineage: Eukaryota; Metazoa; Chordata; Mammalia; Artiodactyla; Bovidae. The record is from RefSeq and is a predicted model, not a curated record. Gene Ontology annotation, molecular function: chemokine receptor activity; chemokine (C-C motif) ligand 7 binding; chemokine (C-C motif) ligand 5 binding. Gene Ontology annotation, cellular component: cytoplasm; membrane.